CACACCCCCCCUCCCGCCUAUGAGGCAGCCGUGCACUGGGCAGCCCCGGAGUUGAUAACCAGCCCGCUCAGCGCCCGCUGCCUUCAGCCAUGAGCUGUCUGGAUGUGAUGUACCAAGUCUAUGGUCCUCCCCAGCCCUACUUUGCAGCCGCCUACAGCCCCUACCACCAGAAACUCGCCUUUUACUCCAAGAUGCAGGAAGCCCCAGAGAGCACCAGCAGUGCCAGCACCAGCAGUGCCAGCAGCUCCUUCUCCAGCCAUGCCCCCCCAGCCAGCAUCAAGGAGGAAGAUGCCAGCCCUGAGAAGGAGCAGCCGCCAGAGGCUGAGUACAUCAACUCCCGCUGCGUGCUCUUCACCUACUUCCAAGGGGACAUCAGUGCUGUGGUGGACGAGCACUUCAGCCGAGCCCUGAGCCAGCCCAGCAGCUACUCACCCAGCAGCACCAAGGCCUCCAGGAGCUCCAGUUCAUGGCGGGAUGGCUCCUUCCCGAUGAGCCAGCGCAGCUUCCCACCCUCCUUCUGGAACAGCGCCUACCAGGCAUCCGCCUCACUGAGCAGCAGCCUGGGCAGUCCCCUGGCCACUGCACACAGUGAGCUGCCCUUCACUUCAGCCGACCCCUACGCACCCACUGCCCUGCACGGCCACCUGCACCAGGGCAGCACUGAGCCAUGGCACCCAGCGCACCACCACCACCACCACCACCACCACCCUUACCUGGGCACACAGGGCUCUGCUUACCCACGCCCUGCCGCAGUCCAUGACGUCUAUGGCCCCCACUUUGACCCCCGCUACAGCUCCUUGCUGGUGCCCACUGCCUCUGUACGCCCUCCCCGGCUCACGCCAGCCCCUGGAAGCCCCCAGUGCGAGCUGGGCAAGGGUGAGCCUGCUGCCCCGACGGCCUGGACCACGCCUGCACCCUUCCCCAGCCCCACGGGGGAUAUGGCCCAGAGCAUCAGCCUCAAUGUGGACACAGCUUGCCGUUACGCCUUCUGUGGUGGAUCCCUCCUGAGCUGAUCUGCUGAUUCAAAGAUCCCCAGAGAGAGCCCCACUUCCCCCUUCCCUGCAGACCAGCCCACCACGACUCAGCAUCUAUGCCAAGCAAAGACAUGUUCAAAGCCAAGAUCAUGGGAGAGAAAAGCAAAGGAACUUCAAACUACUUGGCAUUGCAAGGACAGCACAGACUUUUUGUGGAAGCCGGGGUUCCUUCUGUUAGAAGAGGAGAGCCAAAGACGCUGACUUUUAUUUAAACUAACUCUGCACCCUGAACUGUGUUUUAAAACAGUCAAAUGUCAUGGAUGGUGACGUGAAAUCACAGGUCUUCUUAAGGCAGGGAUGACAUUUUUUUUGGUGGUGUUGUGAAUAUUUUUUUUUUAUGCCAAUGAGAAUUAUUUCUUGAAAGCAGCGUGGGGAGAUAUCCAGCAAUUUUGAACUGGAUUUUUACUUUACAUCAUAGAACUGUAAAAGGAAAGGACAUUUUAAUUCAUGAACAUUUUGGGACUGUCAACAAAACUGGUCAAAUCUGUCAGCCUGUGGUUAUGAGUGGCAAGUGACUAGCUUGGCCCACCUGCCCUGGGCUUAUAGAAAUGCAGCUGUUCCAGGGACAACUGUUCAAACUCCAGAAACAUGACAACCCAAGGUGGCACUUCUCAGAGUUUGGCACAGCAUUUGCAUUGGAUAUAUAUAAUUUUUUUUACAAGAAACAUUUUAUGGUGAAAGAAGAAACCCUUCAAAAAAAGGAGGGAAACAAAACCAAAAACAAAACAAAAAAAGCUGACAGCCAUUAUGGGGAACAACUGGAGAACACCAGAAGGAAAGGCAUGUUAUGGACGACUGAUCUCAGUUGCCUCUAAUAUUUCUCUUUGUCUGUGUGUUGCUGUCGUUUGGUCACUUUAGUGGUAUUUCUUUUUUUGUUUUUUUGGAGGGGGGAGUAAGAGAUGUAUUUAAUUGUAGGAAAGCUGCAUUAAAGAUGUCUCCUUCUUUCACCCUUUGUGUGCUUUUGUGAAAAAUUAAAGUUAAAUAGUUUGGGAGGAGUUUCAGGGUGUGGAUAGGGAAAAAUACCUGUAAUGUGGACAAAACAAACUAUUUUAUUACUUUGCAUUAAAACUAAAAAUAAAUCUGUAUGGUGCAAAAUGUUUUCUUACAUGAGUAAAAGAAAUGGUGACGAAUACAGAAGAAUAAAAUACAGUCUUUUUGA
Messenger RNA from Alligator mississippiensis (American alligator), 2193 nucleotides. It is a transcript of the gene VGLL2, whose product is annotated as vestigial like family member 2. Gene Ontology annotation, biological process: regulation of transcription by RNA polymerase II. Lineage: Eukaryota; Metazoa; Chordata; Crocodylia; Alligatoridae. The transcript has 4 exons. The coding region runs from base 90 to 1013 and encodes 307 amino acids. The record is from RefSeq and is a predicted model, not a curated record. Gene Ontology annotation, cellular component: nucleus.